Molecule: messenger RNA, 3817 nt
Organism: Patiria miniata (bat star)
Lineage: Eukaryota; Metazoa; Echinodermata; Asteroidea; Valvatida; Asterinidae
Product: zinc finger protein OZF-like
Exons: 3
Coding region: 640-1635 (331 amino acids)
Biological process (GO): regulation of transcription by RNA polymerase II
Molecular function (GO): RNA polymerase II cis-regulatory region sequence-specific DNA binding; DNA-binding transcription factor activity, RNA polymerase II-specific
Source: RefSeq, a predicted model, not a curated record
AAUUAAAAACGCCCUCAAUCGACAGCUAGACAGCAGGCGAUGACAGAUUGACAGAGGGCCGAGAUUUCUGUGACUGCGGUUUUGGUGAGCGAAAUUCUGGUGGUGAACUGCGGACAACGGAGUCCUGUCCUGAUCCUGUGUGGAAUCAGCUGAUUCUGAAUUGAUCAAGUUGACUGAAAUAAGAGAGUCCAUCUGCUUUUUUACAACAACGACUACAAAUUGACGUCCGUUGUGGCAUCUCGUGAAUCGGCCAAUCACUGAGAAACCUGAUGAAGAUCAACAUAUCCAGCCAAUGAGAUGAUGCUUUCACAAUCUUCAGCAUACUGCAAGAAGAUAAAGAUUAAUGUAAUACUUGAUGGAAUGUUCGGCCAACAAGAUAAAUACAUGUAGCUUCAGAAACGUGGAAUCACAAGUAUCAAAUGUCUGUUUUUUCUUGUGACAAAUUCUUCUCAUCAAGCUUGAAGCUAAAUGGUCAACAGAGGGUCCACUGUAAGUGAGAAAAUGUUCUUGUGAGACAUCUCGUAAACCUAAUUCUGAUCGAUAAAAUCUACACUUACACAACAGACUGCAUAGACUACAGUGUGAGAACUUUUUUGCGAUAUCUGUUGCAAUAGCCUCUCUGAUCAACAUAGUCCAACGAUGCGCAAGAGGGUCAAUGCUAGUGAUGAAAAAGCAUUUGUUUGUGAGACCUGUGGUAAAGCCUUAUCAAGCAAAGGUAAUUUACGCACUCAUAAAAAGGUGCACACUGUGGGGAAACCAUUUGUUUGUGAAAAAUGCGGUAAAGCCUUUUCUUAUCGUGGUAGUCGAACCAGACACGAAAAAACGCACACCGAUGAGAAACCAUUUGUUUGUCAGACCUGUGGUAAAGGCUUUUUCCGGGCCGAGCAUCUGACCGUACAUGAAUGGAUUCACACCAAUGAGAAACCCUUUGCUUGCCAGUUCUGCAGUAAAGAUUUUUCUGACAAAUAUCAUCUAAAGAUGCAUGAAAGGUUGCACACCGGUGAGAAACCAUUUGUUUGCAAGACAUGCGGUAAAGCCUUUCCUGGCCCGGUUAAUCUAAGUCGGCACGAGAAGAUCCACACUGGCAGAACACUGUUUGUUUGUGGGACCUGUGGUAAAGGCUUGUCUUGUAAAAGUAAACUAAAGGCACAUGACCGGGUGCAUACCGGGGAAAAACCAUUUGGUUGCGAAAUCUGUGGUAAAGCCUUUUCUGAUCGAAACGACCGAAACAAACACGAAAGGACGCACAGCGGUGAGAAAUAUAUUUGUGAGACCUGUGGUAAAGCCUUUUCUUACCAAGGUAGUUUACAUAAACAUGAAAGAAUACACACCAAACCAUUUGUUUGUCCGACCUGUGGUGAAGCUUUUCCCCAAAAAAGUCAGCUAAACAGACAUGAACGGAUACACACCAGUGAUAAACUAUUUGUUUGUGAGACCUGUGGUAAAGCUUUUUCUAGCAGAGGCAAUCUAAAAAGACAUGAAAGAAUGAAAGGAUUGACACCAAUGAGAACCCAUUUGUUUGCGAGACCCGGGGUAAAGACUUUUCGUAAAAAGGCAAGCAAAUCAGGCAUGAAAGUUGACCCUCUAAGAAUCAUCUGUUUGCGAGACCUGUACUGUGCUAAAACUUUUUCUUAAUGUCAACAAAUAGACAUGAAAGGUUACACACCGUUGAUAAACAAAUUGUUUCAUUUGUUCGUGAGACUUUGGGCAAAGCCUUUUCUAUCGCAGAGGCAAUCUAAGAAUGAAAGGAUUCACACGAUGAGAACUCAUUUAUUUGCGAGACUGUGGCAAAUACUUUUCUUAACCAAGUUCAUCUAUUCUAAGCAGACAUGAAAGAAUGCACAGUCUGUAAUGAGACCAUGUAUUCAAAGGGAAUAUACAUUUGCUUUUGCUGUAAUUUUCAAAAAUGCAUGGACUUGGGGGAGAAAUAUUUUAUAACAAAUCCUGUUACACUGACAUGUUUGAAGUUUUGUGUUGGCAGAUGCUGGAGAAACCAAGAAAAAAUAAUCAUAUUAUUGCAGUCUGGUUCCCGACCUCACCUAACUUGAAAUGGAGCAAUUUAUAGACGUCAGGGAAUUGUAAGGUCAGGGAACCAGUCUUGAAGGCUUAUUAUCGUUCAUGGAUGGGUAAUCGAUUCAAAACAAAAUUCAGACUAAAUCCAUAUGAAAUGUGGGUAGUAUUAUAAACAAAAAGCCAGAUUUUUUUCAACGCUGAUCAGCCCAUCAGCAUUGGAAAUUGAUACAAAAAUACCACUUUUCUUGAAAAUGACAGCACACUAGGUGCCAUGAUUUUACAGGAUGCUUUAGACUGUUAUUCACUAAAAGUGCAGUGAGGUAUUUCAUAAUAAUGAAGUAGUUUUUUAUGUUUGCAAUGUAAUUUUGUAUAUUCCCUUUAAAUGUUUAUUUGCAAUUAGAUAAUUCUCGCUCAGGUAUCUGAACGUACAUGUACAUGCGUCUUGUUUGUGAGACACAUGGCAAAGCCUUUUCUGGCCGAGGUAGAUGAAAUAGGUAUGGCUUUUGUGGUGAUAUGUACUUGUAAACGAAAUUCUCAAUGUAAACAGAAAGGUUGACACUGGUGAUAAUUUAUAUAUGCGUGUACGUUGUAUCUAUUUGUACCUAUGAUUGUAUUGCAUGUAUAUUGUAUUAUAUAUUCACUGUACAAUGUAUUAUUUGUUAAGGCGUUAUACUUAAUUGUAUUGUAGUGUUUCAUAUGUUGUACAUUUGUGUUCAAUCUGCAUUGUCCGAUCAAACAGGUUCGGUGUGAAUUUGGUUAUGGCAGGAUAUAAUAAAUGGGUUUUAGGUUAUUACCCGUGGACUUAUUUCUAACUCAACUGUUCACGAUCACAUUCCGUACUGAUGAAAUUGCACACACGAUACUGGUUGAAGUCAUGUUUGCGAAUUUACACCGAAGUGGGCAUGACUCAAAAAUACAUUUAGGCUCAGAUAGGUUUCGACUUACUAAAAAAGUAAUACUAUUCCAAAAACAUGCAAAGCAUCAUGCAGAUAUAAGCUUUGCUGGCUGUUUGCCAAGCACGUUCUUUAAAACGAAGUAACUUUUUCUCUGAGAGUGUAUACCUUGAAUGGAAAAAGUCCUGUUCGAGAAGGAUUUUGCCAAAUGUAAUUAUUUUUGUGAACUACUUUUCCUUGAAACUGGAUGAAUAUUGUAUCUAUCUAUCUGCAUGUAUCAACCAUGUACAUGUAUGUACACCAGUGCAUAAACUGCCACUUCCAAGAAAAUGAGAGCUAUAGUCCAGCAUGCAUCAGUUCCCUGCUGCGUUCGGGAUCUCGCCAUGAGACUUCUUGCCUGAUGGAUCUUUCUGCACUAGGCAGGCUUGUCACUUAGACGAUGCCAUGUUGCUGCGUUUGGCAGGGUUUCUAGCCAAAUUCCCCUUGUUGAGGGUUAGAGGGUUGAGAAAUACCAACCACAUUUGGAAUACCUCCAUUCAUUUAUAUUUUCAAUCCAUGAAUUGGAAUGCACUAAUUGUUCAUAUCGUAUGCUAUCUUAUUUUCCCAAUUGCUGUAUUUGAUGGCAUUGCUGUGUUUUAUUUUGUAAAGUUUUCCUGGGCCCAUAUGGUAUCGGAUGCAUGUUGUUUUUUAUAAUUACAGUAAUUGAAAAUGUACCUUUGUGUUCAUUAACCUUUUUGCAAUCAUCACUGUUUGUGUAAUGUUCAAUGGCAGUUGAGGUGCUCUUUUCGUUUUGAUCAUGCAAAUGUGAAUGUCCAUAUUCAUGAGCAACAAUAAUGUGAUGUCAUUUCAGGCAAAAACUCAGUAAUGUCUCAGCUAUUUCAGCAUUAACAAAAUGCCAGUAUUUUUGAUAA